UUACUCAUGCUUUGUUGUUCUUACGUUGAAUUGCAGACAUCACUGUGGAACAGUCUUCAUCCGAGUCAAAUAAUAGGCACCCCUGCGGUCAUUAAAGAAAUUGAUUGUCUAAAAGCUACAAUUGAUGAGAUCCGCGAUGUUUCUGCAAAUUUCGUGCUGCCAAUCAAUGUGGAUCGGACUAGGCUAUCAGCAUUUGCUGGUUGGUUUGAUGUUCAUUUUCGGGGUAGCGAGCAGAAUCCAGUUGAACAAGAAGUUGAGCUGACUACUGCUCCUAGCGUUGACAACUCAACUCACUGGGGUCAGCAGGUUUUUCUGAUACAGCCUCCUCUUAGAGUUGAUGAAGGUGACAAACUGAUGACUUCUUUUUCAAUGAGCCGGUCCAGGGACAAUCAUCGCCUCAUGGAUGUAAAUUUCACAUACGAGUUGCAGCUAUUGUCUGAAAAAUGCUUUAAGCCCGUCUCCAGAAUGUAUUAUAUAGAAUGAUUAUGCAGAGGGGACUAUUGCAUACAGAAUAUUAUGUUCUAAUAUUAGGUUUAAUAUCUUCAUUGUGACCUGAAGCCCAUCCAUUCAAAAGCGUUGAAGUUCUCAUUUGUUCUCCCACAUCAUGUAGAAGUGCUGCAACUGGCUCUACCAACAAACCUUUUGUGAUUUUCCCUUUUUAGGAAUGAAGGGAGAAUGCGUCCUCUCAGAAUGUUGAAUGUGUUGUUUGAAUGUACAACAACCAUAUUUAGCUGGAAACGGUAUUUGCAGUCCUUGAAUGUGAUGAAGUGUAUUUUGCUUUUAGUUUGUCUCUAUUGGAAUUAUUUGUCAUAUGUAUUUUUGAAACAACUUUCUAUCCACCAUUAAUUAUAUGAUGUUUUUAUGUUCC
Messenger RNA from Phalaenopsis equestris, 868 nucleotides. Its product is annotated as protein arginine N-methyltransferase PRMT10-like. Bases 7 to 483 code for a protein of 158 amino acids. Gene Ontology annotation, molecular function: protein-arginine N-methyltransferase activity. Lineage: Eukaryota; Viridiplantae; Streptophyta; Magnoliopsida; Asparagales; Orchidaceae. The transcript has 4 exons. Gene Ontology annotation, cellular component: nucleus. Gene Ontology annotation, biological process: peptidyl-arginine methylation. The record is from RefSeq and is a predicted model, not a curated record.